Molecule: messenger RNA, 1731 nt
Organism: Ictalurus punctatus (channel catfish)
Lineage: Eukaryota; Metazoa; Chordata; Actinopteri; Siluriformes; Ictaluridae
Product: macrophage mannose receptor 1
Exons: 6
Coding region: 125-916 (263 amino acids)
Source: RefSeq, a predicted model, not a curated record
GCCAGACAGAGACACACUGCAGACGCCAGACACAGACACACUGCAGACGCCAGACAGAGACAUACUGCAGACGCCAGACAGAGACACACAGACCACAGCACCUUCACACCAGUCACUAACAGUUAUGGGUUCAGCGGUGAACUUCAUUCUGCUUUUGUCAGCAGGACUGUGGGCUCCUGCUUUGAGCGCAUCACGUCAGUUCUAUGCGGUGGAAGAGAACAGAGACUGGAGCGAGGCUCAGACAUGGUGCAGAGAGAAUUACACUGACCUGGCCACCAUCGAGAACCAAGAAGAAAUGGAUGCUGUGAAAGACCUUCUCAAGGGUAAAGGAGGCAACUUCUGGAUAGGACUGAAGCAAAACAAGACUUACUGGCACAUUUAUAAGAAUAGGUCCUGGUACUGGUCAGAUGGCGCUCCAUACAACUACACGUACUGGCAGAAUGGAGAGCCAAACAACGAGGAGGGUGAUAACUGUGUGGAAGUCUACAGUGGAAAUAAUACAUGGAACGAUGCAGGCUGCCAUCACCGUCAUUCAUUUGUCUGCUAUAAAAAACGAACUCCUCUCACCGUGAUCACUGAGAAGAAGACCUGGCGAGAAGCCCUGAGGUACUGCAGACAGAAUCAUGUGGACCUGGUUUCUGUUGACUCGCAGGAAAUGCAGGACUGGGUGGAAGUAGUCACUAAAAAUGUCUACAGUGAUAUGUGGAUUGGCCUGCGUCACACCUGCGCUCUGGGCUUCUGGUACUCGGUGAAGGGAGAGAUGAUCUGCUACCAAAACUGGGCUCCAGGUAACGGAACCGGAGUGGAAGAUUGUGGUGAUGUCGAGAGAACCGGAGCGGUUCUGUCUGAGAGUAAGAAGUGGGUCAGCCUGCCACAGACUCACGAACUCUACUUCAUCUGUAUCACCUUCCAGUGAAGGCUACUAGAAGUGGCCGCAUGAACUUCAGCUGGAUCCUCGUAGUUCAGGACCAGACAUUUCUUUCUCAGCAUCAUUUCACUUAAUUUUUUGGACAUGCAAGUACAACGAUUUAUUUAGGAAUUUCACAAUAAUGUUGAGUUUCUUUAUGGUGUUGGUCAAACUUUUACUUUCAAAAUAGCUCUUAGUAGCUUUACUGUUAGCUUCUGUUUAAAAACUAGAAUAUGUGAGACUUUCCUUUUGUUCACAUGGGAUGUGUUUUAUUAUCAGUAAUACGUUGUUUAGCUGUUUAGCGUAUCAUUAAUAUUUUUGAUUUGCAGUGUUGAGAUUUAGUUAGCUACAUGUAGCAAUGCUACCAGCUUAAGCACAUUUUUAACAGAAUGGUGGUAGAUGAGCUAAUUUCCAAAUAAUGUCGCUUUUCCUGUAACAAGCUAUUCUUUCACGAAGUCCCCGUGUAGCGUGACAAAUCUAGCUGGUUACAUAUUUCCAGAAAUGAACCGAACCAAGAGUCGUUUAGUGAGCCCUCUUUGUAUCUGUUUCUAUUUGACGAUGUUUUAGUAAAGUAACACUAACUGCUUUUUAAAAUGGUUUACAAACAGAAAAGCUAAAUCUAUUCCGGCAUUACCUGUAAAAAGCAGGUACGUUUUAUUUCGUUCAAUAAAAGAGCCGUGCAAUAAAAUGAAAAUAUCCCAAGUGAUUUUCCUCACUUUGACAAUCUCCUUCAGUGUAGCUAGCUACUUUUUCUUAGAAGCUUGUAGUGUAGCUAGCUACUUUAUCAACACAGUAGUGAUUGAUCAUUGAAAUCAUGAGUGCCU